Messenger RNA from Pantherophis guttatus, 1562 nucleotides. It is a transcript of the gene CFAP126, whose product is annotated as cilia and flagella associated protein 126. NCBI's taxonomy places the organism in Eukaryota, Metazoa, Chordata, Lepidosauria, Squamata, Colubridae. The record is from RefSeq and is a predicted model, not a curated record. Gene Ontology annotation, biological process: cilium organization. Gene Ontology annotation, cellular component: ciliary basal body.
GUUGCUAGGCGACGGCCCAAACAAAACCCCCGGCAAAGCCGCGAUGGCAACGCAUUUCAGCUCGGGGCAGUACGAAGAUGCCUAUAACCCGCGGAAUUUGCAAAGCUGGAGUCUUCCCAAGGUUACUAAGGCGCAUCCUUCAGCCCGGGAAGGAUUUACUCAAAUUAUAGCCAAUGACAGAGGUCACUUGCUACCUUCCAUCCCCCGCUCUAAGGCUUCCCCUUGGGGUACCUAUAUGACCACUUGGGAUAUGCCCCUCAAAAUCCCACCGGCCAAGGUCUCGCUCACCUCCCGCUCCAUUGACGCGGCCGCCCGGCUCACCGAAUGGAUGAAUAAAUCGGCAGCCUUAAGCCAAGCCUGCAACGGAUUGUGUCCAGAAAUUGUCGGCAAGCCUUCCAUCCCCGUGAUCAAAGAAGUCCUCUCUAAACCCACUCGGACUUCCGGUAAAACAUCCGAGCGACCCGUCUCAUCUGGGAAGAUGCCGGCUUUCGAAGAGGUCGGUUCCCGGGUAGGGGCUACCCCCAGCGGCCCGCUUUCCCGCCAGCCCGGCAGCAUGGACCUCCGCCUGAAAGAUGUCAGUGGGCCAGACGUCCAGGACGCCUACGAAUUGGAGGCCAAGCCCCCCAAGGAGAGAAGCAACGACGAUAUCCCGCUGUCCCGCCAACCGGGUUGCAUGGAUCUCCGUCUGAAGGACACCAGCCCCCAGCUGCCUGCAUCCAACCGCCCCGGCUCGCGGGAUCCCACCCCGAGGCGGACGAUCUCCGCCGAGGCCCCUCCGUCCGGUCGACCCCGGUCCCGGGAAGCGAGGCCCAAAGGCUUAGGAACCCCCGAGCCUUUGUCUCCCUGCCGUCCGGGGUCACUGGAGGUCAAUCCUCGGGGUGGAUCUCCCUGCCGUCCGGGGCCCCUGGAAGUGAACCCUUGUCCGGGGUCUCUGGAGGUCAAUCCUCGAGGUGACCGUUCGCCGGAGGCUUUGCCCUCCAGCCGGCCACUUCCGAAAAGCAGGCAGGGGUUGGAAGUGCCGAAGACGGGAAGCUCCGAAAGGAAUGCGUCCCGACCCCUUUCCUCCACAUAAAUCUUCCCGGAAGGCCAGAUUUAAUAAAAGAAAGGAAAACAAAAACAAAAAGAAAUCAAUUACCAAUGCUUAAAAAAAAGUGGAAAGCACCAGCCUUUUAAAUGCCUUUCUUUCUGUGUUUUUUUUUUUUUUCCCCUUUUUUGUGGUGGUUUUGCACUCAUCCCCGUUCAGAUCGAUUUUCCCACGCCUCCCCCCAAUACUCAAUCUCAAAUGUCCCAUUUGCGUCUUAGCAAAUUGGCUAAGAGAGCUCCCCCCUCCAAAAAAUAGGGCUGGUUUUGCCAACGUGCGUCUCCCGGGCUUCGGUCAUCCUCGUGCAUGCUCUGGGAAACGAGACGGCGGUGGGAGGUUCAACCAUCCGUGGGAUACCAAACACAAGUGCAAGGGUUCGAAAGAAAUCGCAGGGGGCGGCCGGACAAUGGAAGGGUGCCGUUUUUAACACCGGAGGUUUUGUUUUUUUCUUAAUAAUUAAUAAAGCUAAUUGGCCGUUGAA